Messenger RNA from Artibeus jamaicensis (Jamaican fruit-eating bat), 745 nucleotides. RefSeq names its product galectin-7-like. Gene Ontology annotation, molecular function: carbohydrate binding. The transcript has 4 exons. The record is from RefSeq and is a predicted model, not a curated record. NCBI's taxonomy places the organism in Eukaryota, Metazoa, Chordata, Mammalia, Chiroptera, Phyllostomidae. Bases 34 to 453 code for a protein of 139 amino acids.
ACCACCACCGUUGCCUGCCCCAGCGUCCCAGCCAUGGCCGGGAGCUCUAACGUGCGCCACAAGACCUCGCUGCCGGAGGGCGUCAGAGUGGGCACCGUGAUGAGGAUUCGAGGUGCUGUCCCCGACAAUGCUGGCAGGUUCCAUGUGAACCUGCUGUGUGAUGACCAGGAGGGUGCCGAUGCUGCCCUGCAUUUCAACCCCCGGUUGGGCCAGUCCGUGGUGGUCUUCAACACCAAGGAGCAGGGUGCCUGGGGCAAGGAGGAGCGUGGCCAUGGGCUCCCCUUUCAGCGUGGGCAGCCCUUUGAAGUGCUCCUCAUCGCCACUGAAGAAGGCUUCAAGACGGUGGUCGGGGACGCGGAGUAUCACCACUUCCGCUACCGCAUCCCGCCGGCGCGCGUGCGCGCAGUGGAGGUGGGCGGGGACGUCGAGGUGCAGUCUUUGAAGAUCUUCUGAUCCCGGCCGGCAAAUAAAGUCUUAGCCCCUCAUCUGGGCGCCUCCUCUGAGUCGAGUCCGUGUCUUCUUCACGUGAGCGAGGAAAGCCAUUAGAGCGCGGAGUUCCCGGCCCAGGGCCGUACAGCGGCUCCGAAGCCGAGGCGGGGCUCGGGCGUGAGCCUGCGGGGCUGAUCCAGUCUGGACGCCCAAGGAGCGUCGCGAGGUGGGGGGACGGGUCUUUGGUUGGUGCUUCUGAAGCACUUUGUAUAGCCACACGCCUGGUCUAUAGGCGUGGAUUGGGCGACCUGGCAGC